AUGUUAUCGCCUUGGAUCUUUGAGCAGCUCACUGAUGAUGAAUACCCUGUACUACUCGUACCUUCUACUUUGACUACAAAACGAAAUCUGGCUGAAGGCAACUACUCACUUCGGGCUGCUGCAGGAGAACAUUCUUUGGAUAUUGCUAUCGAGAACUUUGGUGUUUACGAAUUUAUCCGUGAUCAACCCCUCUUGAUAAUAGACCAUAUGAGAGCAAGCGUUAUGCACAGUGAUCAUCACUUUCCUCCUGUCAUUGAAGAACUUGAAAGGGUGCAUGUUAAAGAAGAAAAAGUGCAAAAAGCUCUUUGCUCCGAGGCUCUUUUUGCUUUCUGGCUAAACCGCGAUAUCAACAAUAAUGUUGCAGGAGAAGAGAUGACAUUAUGUGGGACUAAUCCUGCUCAUUACAAGGGUUCCAUCGCCUGGGAGCCACUCGUGUCUGAAGACUAUUGGCGCAUCAAGCUUGGAGCCGUCACAAUCGACGGGACCACAUACACCAACGGACCAGUUGACUCCAUCGUUGACACUGGUACAUCGCUUUUCACUGGGCCCACAGACGCGAUCAAGAAGGUAAGCCAAAACGGUCAAACUACGUGCCUGUCUGGAUUCAUGGGUCUUGAUAUCCCUGCACCAAAUGGACACCUUUGGAUUCUUGGAGAUGUCUUCAUCGGAAUAUUCUAUUCCGUUUUUAUAGCGAAACAGACGCGUUGA
This is a messenger RNA of Cylicocyclus nassatus, 708 nucleotides long. The record is from the annotation of a GenBank genome assembly. Lineage: Eukaryota; Metazoa; Nematoda; Chromadorea; Rhabditida; Strongylidae.